Molecule: messenger RNA, 756 nt
Organism: Zasmidium cellare ATCC 36951
Lineage: Eukaryota; Fungi; Ascomycota; Dothideomycetes; Mycosphaerellales; Mycosphaerellaceae
Exons: 1
Coding region: 1-756 (251 amino acids)
Source: RefSeq, a predicted model, not a curated record
AUGUCAAACCAGACAGCAGAUGAUGAAUGGACGCAGGUCCCCACCAAAGGUCGCCGAAAAGCACCACCGACCGUCCAACCGAAUACGGUCAACCCCCCUUCUCGCGACCUGACCGUCCCCAAACUCCAGCAAGACUUCCAGGCCAAGCUGAAGACGUGGAAAUCGAGUACAUGCAGAAAGAGUCUGCUGCAAAUACUGAACAGGAUCCGCCCCGAGAGCGGCUGGGCCAUUGAAAAAGCGAUAUGUCUUGCCAGCGGUAGUUUCAGUCGAGAGAACUUGGAGUGCAGGAGGAGGAGCAUGUGGCAGAUUGUGGUAUUUGCAGACAUCGUCGAGUACCUACGAACAGAAGGAGGCGAUGCUGCGACCGGGUUGGAGGUCGUAGCACAGGAGCCGAUGAAUACGGAGCUGGACGUGGAGUUCUUGGACACACUGAAUAUCAAGGCAUUGGAGAUCGAUACGGCAGCGAAAGUGGAAGGUCUUGGACCCGCAACAGAGUACCUGGGUGAAAAGACGUUCGCCUACGAGCCAUUCCUGGACAUGACUGCCACAAUGCUAGACGAGGUUUUGGAUGCCGAUCUACCACUCUACAUUGGAAGUUCGAUCAGAGGGUUGAAGGAGAAGACAACACAGGCUGGACAGCUUGCUAAGCGCUUUGCCAAAGAACGAGGCAUGUACAAGCUACCUACUUUCGAGGUCGAUCCCAACGUUAUGGACGGAAUGGAGAUCUUCUGGAAGGAGGAAGACGACAAGGAGUGA